AUGAAUAGUGAUUCACAUUUCAGGGACAUCUUAUCGAGUAAACCGAAGUCAUUACUAUCGGCAUGUGGUUUCGAUGACUCAAAACAGGAAAGCGACCUGUUUGAGAUACUUGCCUGCGCAAAUCCGGAAAUCAUCAAUGUACGGGUGAAGGAUGAAUCGGAUUGCGUCGAGGAUUCGUUUGCCGACAACGAAGAGCAUUCCUUCAACUUCGACUUAGCAUCAACGAGCCAAACCCAUCUUGACCUCUUAGCGCAGGCGCAUUGUCUGGUAAGUAGUCCACCGCGAGAUACGUCGCCGCCGACUGCGAAACGAUCUCGGAACUCAAACGGCGAUCCAAAUAAGGACUAUCACACCUGUCAGAUGUGUGGGACACGAGUGAAAGCGCCGCGAGGUGGCCGAUGGAAUCUUCAAAUGCACGUCAUGGCAAUGCAUUCGUCUUUUCGACCAUAUAAAUGCCGUUCUUGUGAUUUUCAAGACUAUCGGAAACCCGGAAUGCGAAAACAUUGCAUACUUACCCAUGGAGAGGACAUGGAUCCAGUAGACAUUAGGGACAUCUUAUCGAGUAAACCGAAGUCAUUACUAUCGGCAUGUGGUUUCGAUGACUCAAAACAGGAAAGCGACCUGUUUGAGAUACUUGCCUGCGCAAAUCCGGAAAUCAUCAAUGUACGGGUGAAGGAUGAAUCGGAUUGCGUCGAGGAUUCGUUUGCCGACAACGAAGAGCAUUCCUUCAACUUCGACUUAGCAUCAACGAGCCAAAGUAAGACAAUGUGCUAUCACGAAAUAUUAAAUAGGGGUUGA
Messenger RNA from Cooperia oncophora, 798 nucleotides. The record is from the annotation of a GenBank genome assembly. NCBI's taxonomy places the organism in Eukaryota, Metazoa, Nematoda, Chromadorea, Rhabditida, Trichostrongylidae.